This is a messenger RNA of Phialemonium atrogriseum, 966 nucleotides long. RefSeq lists its product as uncharacterized. The coding region runs from base 89 to 724 and encodes 211 amino acids. Lineage: Eukaryota; Fungi; Ascomycota; Sordariomycetes; Cephalothecales; Cephalothecaceae. The record is from RefSeq and is a predicted model, not a curated record. The transcript has a single exon.
GCAGAUACAUUCCCAAGCUUCGCCUUCAUCGGGCCUCGCUUCGACCAUCCACGUGCCAGCCAUCGUCCGAAUCCAAACGACCUGUACCAUGGUCGGCGGCAACGAGCUGAUUUCGGGCAUGGGCCUGGUUGUUGCAGGCAUCGAAGUGAUUCCAGCUAAGUUUCACCACCCCGAGCUUCGACCCUCCUACGAGGAGGCCACCCGGUUAAACCAGCUUGCCAGCCAAAUACUCGAGUGCGCCAAGGCUGUUCAAGACGCGCUUACCGAGUGUGCAGCGGCAUGGGCACCAGACGUGCCGAAAAAGGCCGACGAGCACAUGUCUAUAGCAAGGUUGGCUUUGCAGACUGCGGCACGGGGUGAAGUAAGAGGCCUGGGUCUUAAGAAAAAUCUCGGGAUAAUCUUCAAGGGACCACAAGGCUCAACUCUCGACUCUCCCCAACCCAAGACGAGGAAGACACGAAGAGCGGAGAGGUGCAAGGCGCUCCGCAGCAUGGCGCCUGGCGCCAUCUUGGCAUGGGCUGUGUCACUGCCCUGCAGCUUGUGGGAAGACGUGGGGCAGCACAUCUUUAAUAACCUUCUCAAGCAAAUGGCAGACAAGGCACUGUCGGGCCUGCCGGCGAAUGCGCUGGACACGAUCCGAAGCCUGGGACAGGAAGAACCCCUCGAAGGGGUUGUAGAAUACAAGAAUUUCGUUCAAGGUGCGUCCAAUCGCCAGGCCAUGUGAGCUCAAGAGGGAGAGAUAUUGCUGAGUGGGCUGCCUAAGGAGAAGACGUCUACACAGCCGGUGGCCAGUUUGCCAACGCCGCAGCGCCGAUAAUGUGGCCGCCGAUGAUGUGGCCUGUGGAAUGGCCUGGGACGUUCCAGCCGUACAACAUCCAGAACCGUGGGUCGCUUCCGCUCCUGUCGUCAAAGACCCCCGGUUGCAUGUGCGCUACAACAUCCCAGACGAAAAGGUGAUGGGACUGC